CGAAGGAGGAGAGAAAGUCCCUGCCGCGUGGGGUUGUGGGAAAAGUUUGAUGACGUUUGCCUUUGAAGUAGAGCAACAUUAACGCAACUCGGUGCUGGUCAUCUCUCAUUCAACAACGGUGUUGGACCUUAACGUGGUGUAACAAGAGUAAGAGAGCUCAGGCUUAGAGAGAAGGACGUCCCUUGCAAGAUGGGGGCCGUGUUGUCUCGGUGGAGGGCCAAGCCAUCUACGGUUGAGGUUUUGGAGGGACUUGAUAAGGAUAUCCAGUCCCUUGAGGAAUAUCGAGAGAAGAACCAGAAGAAGUUGAAGUUAUGGGUUUACAGGCUGCUGUUGUAUUCUGCUCUGCUUUACCUGAUGGCCUGCAUAGUUGUCUAUGUGUGGUACAUCCCAGAGCAGCUGAUAGGAAAAUUAAUAGUGGCUUCACCGUUCAUGGUAUUUCCAUUAUUCGUCUGGCUCCUGAGAAAACUGCUGAUUGUUUUAUACAACAAACGAACAGAGAGAAACGAUGAAAAAUUAGAAGAGCUGAAAGCAGAGAAAAAGAAAAUACUUGAGCAGGUGAUGGAAACUGAAACCUACAAAAAUGCCAAACUGAUUCUGGAGCGGUUCGACCCUGAAUCAAAGAAAAAACUUGAGUUAGAAUCUCAACCCAUAAGCCAACCUGUGACUCCAAGACAAGGGCAAGAGCUGCGUCAGAGGCAUAUGACCCCUUGUCCUACUGGACGUCCUCCUCUCGCUCCGGUAAAUGCCACUGCAGCCUCUCCUGCCCCACUUUCUGCCCCGGGGGGACCACCUGAAAAAAAUCUGUCUACCUCCACCCCGCACGGUCUGAUCAGAAGACCUGGAACCUUGACUGGCACACCUGCCCCAGGGAUGGCGAAUCACCCUCCAGGUCCUCCACUGACCAGACCCAUCCUCCCCAGAGACAGAGGUGCCAUGGACAGGGUCAUUGAGUACCUAGUGGGUGAUGGACCUCAGAACAGAUAUGCUCUGAUAUGCCAACAGUGUUCAUCUCAUAAUGGCAUGGCUUUAAAGGAGGAGUUUGAAUAUGUUGCAUUCAGAUGUGCCUACUGUUAUUUCCUAAACCCUGCCCGGAAGAUGCGUCCCCAGGCCCCACGUCUCCCAGAAUUCAUUGCAGAAACCAAGAUGAGCCAAACCCCCCCUGUUGUUGCUAUGGAGACAGACCUAUCUGCUCCCCCACCUGCCCCAGAGGGUAAAGCAGCCAGUCCAGAGCAUGUAAAUGCAGAACCCAAGGAGAAGCACGCAGAAGAGAGUCCAUCAGAAGAGACGUCUGGAGUUCCUGAACCCCACACUGACCUCCCUGACAAAUCAGAUGGCGAGCACGAUGUGUCCGCCAUGGAAGUGGAGUAGAGUGCUACAAAUCUUGACAAUAUAAACGUGUAUUCAUCUUGAGUGUGCAUGCAUGUGAGUUCGAUUUCAACUGAAGGUUCAUUUUCUUCUUCACCUUUGGUUUAUUUGUUGCUUCUCGUUUUAAUUUCCUCAUAUUAUAAUUGCUGUUAUUUCAUAAGUCAGUGUAGUAAAGUGCAGUAUAAAAUAAAAAAAAAUUUUUAGUGGUCAAAUGUUUGUUUUUCUUUUUUGUUUUUUUGUUAAACUACCAAUUAUAAAACUAAUAUAGCUGUAAUAAGUUACAUUGCUGACUUUUAUAGUCCAUGCAUAUUUAGUCUUCGUUUACAAGUUACAUGAAAGCACGAAUGUAAGAAUGUUCAAGUGUUUAUUUGUUAUCUCUGAGUUGGCAAGAAAAGCAGCUAUUGUCAUUUCACUCUCCAUGUAAGCACUGUUUUGUGACAAUGUAUUUAAUAUUCUUAUUUUAUAAUACAUAAUGUAAAAAUGUCCUGUUCAAGAGUAUUUAUAAGGUUUAUAGUCAUUCAUAUCCUCUCAGUGCCAGUUAUGAAAGUGUAGCAUACAUGAGGUGCUGUGAGAUCGGUCCUGUGUUUACAUGUUUACAGGUUGCGCCAUAGGAAUGUCUGCUUAUUUAUUACUGCAUAGAAACAGUCUUUCAGUGUUCUCAGCCAUAUGUGCCUAUAUGUUUAAGCUGUUUGAUAAUAAUAAUAAUAAUAAUAGAAACAAUUCUCUAAUUAUGAAGUAUUUUGUGCAAAAAUACAAUGCUGUUUUAAUUUUGUUUAUGAAAAAUAAAGUUU
Molecule: messenger RNA, 2156 nt
Organism: Xyrauchen texanus (razorback sucker)
Lineage: Eukaryota; Metazoa; Chordata; Actinopteri; Cypriniformes; Catostomidae
Product: endoplasmic reticulum junction formation protein lunapark-A-like
Exons: 13
Coding region: 190-1368 (392 amino acids)
Biological process (GO): endoplasmic reticulum tubular network organization
Cellular component (GO): endoplasmic reticulum tubular network
Source: RefSeq, a predicted model, not a curated record